Messenger RNA from Spodoptera frugiperda (fall armyworm), 4922 nucleotides. Its product is annotated as cell surface glycoprotein 1-like. Gene Ontology annotation, cellular component: extracellular region. Lineage: Eukaryota; Metazoa; Arthropoda; Insecta; Lepidoptera; Noctuidae. Gene Ontology annotation, molecular function: chitin binding. The record is from RefSeq and is a predicted model, not a curated record.
CAGUUGGGAAUAAAAUUCAAAACCGGGGGACGCGUAUAAAUAUUUGUGCAACCAAUUAGCCCGUGUCAGUUCAAGUGCAACAUUCACAAAAAAACCAGAGUCUCAUUGGAUCUUUUAAAUGAAAGAUACCGUAUUAUUACUGCUAUGUGCAGUUGCACUAGCGCACAGUUACGUUCAUAACACACAACGAUGCAACUGCGAUCCUUCUGAAGCUAGACAGAUCUGCGAGUCUAACUAUGGUUUAGACGACGUAUUAGUAGCUCACGAAUAUUGCGACAAAUUCUACAAAUGUGCAAAUGGAAGGCCAGUGGCAUAUCAAUGCCCAGAUAAUCUUCUGUACGAUCCAGUAGCUGAACGAUGUGAGUGGCCCAACGAGGUUAACUGUGGCAAUAGGCCAAUUUCAGACGGCAAUGACUGCAACGAAACUGAUGUAUCUUCAUCGACACAGGAACCAGUCUCAUCCUCAUCCUCUUCUACAACUUCACGUCCAAUAGAUGACGAAACAUGCAACUGCAGACCCGAGGAGGCACCUUCUAUUUGCGCAGCGGACGGAUCAGAUGGUGUUUUAGUGGCAAACGAAAACUGCAACCAGUUCUACAUAUGCGACCACGGAAAACCAGUUGCUCUGUCCUGUCCCGGAAACUUGCUGUACAACCCUUACAUCGAACAAUGCGACUGGCCAGAGAAUGUGGACUGCGGAGACAGAGUUAUUCCAGACACAAGCCAAACUCCACCUCCAGGACCAUCCCCGGAUCCAACUACAUCUCCAACAGGAUCCCCGAAUCCAACUCCCACUCCAUCACCAUCCACUCCAGGAAGCGGAACCUGCAACUGCAGACCCGAGGAGGCACCUUCUAUUUGCGCAGCGGACGGAUCAGAUGGUGUUUUAGUGGCAAACGAAAACUGCAACCAGUUCUACAUAUGUGACCACGGAAAACCAGUUGCUCUGUCCUGUCCCGGAAACUUGCUGUACAACCCUUACAUCGAACAAUGCGACUGGCCAGAGAAUGUGGACUGCGGAGACAGAGUUAUUCCAGACACAAGCCAAACUCCACCUCCAGGACCAUCCCCGGAUCCAACUACAUCUCCAACAGGAUCCCCGAAUCCAACUCCCAUUCCAUCACCAUCCACUCCAGGCAGCGGAACCUGCAACUGCAGACCCGAGGAGGCACCUUCUAUUUGCGCAGCGGACGGAUCAGAUGGUGUUUUAGUGGCAAACGAAAACUGCAACCAGUUCUACAUAUGUGACCACGGAAAACCAGUUGCUCUGUCCUGUCCCGGAAACUUGCUGUACAACCCUUACAUCGAACAAUGCGACUGGCCAGAGAAUGUUGACUGCGGAGACAGAGUUAUUCCAGACACAAGCCAAACUCCACCUCCAGGGCCAUCCCCGGAUCCAACUACAUCUCCAACAGGAUCCCCGAAUCCAACUCCCACUCCAUCACCAUCCACUCCAGGCAGCGGAACCUGCAACUGCAGACCCGAGGAGGCACCUUCUAUUUGCGCAGCGGACGGAUCAGAUGGUGUUUUAGUGGCAAACGAAAACUGCAACCAGUUCUACAUAUGUGACCACGGAAAACCAGUUGCUCUGUCCUGUCCCGGAAACUUGCUGUACAACCCUUACAUCGAACAAUGCGACUGGCCAGAGAAUGUUGACUGCGGAGACAGAGUUAUUCCAGACACAAGCCAAACUCCACCUCCAGGACCAUCCCCGGAUCCAACUACAUCUCCAACAGGAUCCCCGAAUCCAACUCCCACUCCAUCACCAUCCACUCCAGGCAGCGGAACCUGCAACUGCAGACCCGAAGAGGCACCUUCUAUUUGCGCAGCGGAUGGAUCAGAUGGUGUUUUAGUGGCAAAUGAAAACUGCAACCAGUUCUACAUAUGCGUCCACGGAAAACCAGUUGCUCUGUCCUGUCCCGGAAACUUGCUGUACAACCCUUACAUCGAACAAUGCGACUGGCCAGAGAAUGUGGACUGCGGAGACAGAGUUAUUCCAGACACAAGCCAAACUCCACCUCCAGGACCAUCCCCGGAUCCAACUACAUCUCCAACAGGAUCCCCGAAUCCAACUCCCACUCCAUCACCAUCCACUCCAGGCAGCGGAACCUGCAACUGCAGACCCGAGGAGGCACCUUCUAUUUGCGCAGCGGACGGAUCAGAUGGUGUUUUAGUGGCAAACGAAAACUGCAACCAGUUCUACAUAUGUGACCACGGAAAACCAGUUGCUCUGUCCUGUCCCGGAAACUUGCUGUACAACCCUUACAUCGAACAAUGCGACUGGCCAGAGAAUGUUGACUGCGGAGACAGAGUUAUUCCAGACACAAGCCAAACUCCACCUCCAGGGCCAUCCCCGGAUCCAACUACAUCUCCAACAGGAUCCCCGAAUCCAACUCCCACUCCAUCACCAUCCACUCCAGGCAGCGGAACCUGCAACUGCAGACCCGAAGAGGCACCUUCUAUUUGCGCAGCGGAUGGAUCAGAUGGUGUUUUAGUGGCAAAUGAAAACUGCAACCAGUUCUACAUAUGCGUCCACGGAAAACCAGUUGCUCUGUCCUGUCCCGGAAACUUGCUGUACAACCCUUACAUCGAACAAUGCGACUGGCCAGAGAAUGUUGACUGCGGAGACAGAGUUAUUCCAGACACAAGCCAAACUCCACCUCCAGGACCAUCCCCGGAUCCAACUACAUCUCCAACAGGAUCCCCGAAUCCAACUCCCACUCCAUCACCAUCCACUCCAGGCAGCGGAACCUGCAACUGCAGACCCGAGGAGGCACCUUCUAUUUGCGCAGCGGACGGAUCAGAUGGUGUUUUAGUGGCAAACGAAAACUGCAACCAGUUCUACAUAUGUGACCACGGAAAACCAGUUGCUCUGUCCUGUCCCGGAAACUUGCUGUACAACCCUUACAUCGAACAAUGCGACUGGCCAGAGAAUGUUGACUGCGGAGACAGAGUUAUUCCAGACACAAGCCAAACUCCACCUCCAGGACCAUCCCCGGAUCCAACUACAUCUCCAACAGGAUCCCCGAAUCCAACUCCCACUCCAUCACCAUCCACUCCAGGCAGCGGAACCUGCAACUGCAGACCCGAAGAGGCACCUUCUAUUUGCGCAGCGGAUGGAUCAGAUGGUGUUUUAGUGGCAAAUGAAAACUGCAACCAGUUCUACAUAUGCGUCCACGGAAAACCAGUUGCUCUGUCCUGUCCCGGAAACUUGCUGUACAACCCUUACAUCGAACAAUGCGACUGGCCAGAGAAUGUUGACUGCGGAGACAGAGUUAUUCCAGACACAAGCCAAACUCCACCUCCAGGACCAUCCCCGGAUCCAACUACAUCUCCAACAGGAUCCCCGAAUCCAACUCCCACUCCAUCACCAUCCACUCCAGGCAGCGGAACCUGCAACUGCAGACCCGAGGAGGCACCUUCUAUUUGCGCAGCGGAUGGAUCAGAUGGUGUUUUAGUGGCAAAUGAAAACUGCAACCAGUUCUACAUAUGCGUCCACGGAAAACCAGUUGCUCUGUCCUGUCCCGGAAACUUGCUGUACAACCCUUACAUCGAACAAUGCGACUGGCCAGAGAAUGUUGACUGCGGAGACAGAGUUAUUCCAGACACAAGCCAAACUCCACCUCCAGGACCAUCCCCGGAUCCAACUACAUCUCCAACAGGAUCCCCGAAUCCAACUCCCACUCCAUCACCAUCCACUCCAGGCAGCGGAACCUGCAACUGCAGACCCGAGGAGGCACCUUCUAUUUGCGCAGCGGACGGAUCAGAUGGUGUUUUAGUGGCAAACGAAAACUGCAACCAGUUCUACAUAUGCGCCUACGGAAAACCAGUUGCUCUGUCCUGUCCCGGAAACUUGCUGUACAACCCUUACAUCGAACAAUGCGACUGGCCAGAGAAUGUGGACUGCGGAGACAGAGUUGUUCCAGACCCAAGCCAAACUCCACCUCCAGGACCAGGAUCAUCCCCGAAUCCAACUCCAUCUCCAACAGCAUCCACUCCAAGCAGCGGAACCUGCAACUGCAGACCCGAGGAGGCACCUUCUAUUUGCGCAGCGGACGGAUCAGAUGGUGUUUUAGUGGCACACGAAAUCUGCAACAAGUUCUAUAAAUGUAACCACGGAAAACCAGUCUCCCUUUACUGCUACGGAGACUUGCUGUACAACCCUUACAUCGAACAAUGUGACUGGCCCGAGAAUGUCGUCUGCGGAGAGAGAGUUGUUCCAGAUCCAGGCCAAACUGACGACCAGGAUCAUCCCAAGACCAUCGAUUCUAAUUGUAAUUAUGAUUACUAAAAAAAAUAUUUUAUAAAUAGCACGCCGUAUGACCACUGCCUGUGAAGAAAUGGCGCACCUGUUUGCUUAACAUUGAAAUAAGGUUUAAACAAAUUACAUUUAAAAAUUUUGAGAAAUAGAACAUUUCUUUAGCUUCUAAAUUAUUUAUAAAAUUCAGCCUUUAGAAUAUUAGCAAUAAAAUAAAAUCAGCUGCUAUAAAAUAACGACUACUUGAAGAAUAAUACGCAAUGAGACUGCAACGGGACAAAAGAGAAUGCCCGUUUUGCAUGAGCUGCUGGGUCUCAGUGCCAGUACAAAAUUGUUGUGCCUUGCUGAUAGUAAAGAUAUAUACAAUUCCUAAUUAGAAUCCAUUUUUUAUUUAUUCACCCUCGUAUAAACGAAUUUAUUGUUGCAAAAAUCAAAAUAAUGCACGAUUAGAAAGGGUGUUAAAUAAAUAAUGUUUUAAAAUAAAAUAAAACUAAGUUCAAACUAACUUUUUGUUUCUUUUAUAAUGAUUUAGAAGCUGAACAUUUUCAGAUGUGUAAAUAAAAAAAAAUAACUUUGAAAGCUUGUUGGAAUUUUUUUGAAACUAUUUGUAUCAAAUGAUAAUGUACCUCUUUAGAUUAAAUAGACUUUUGAGAAGACAACAAAA